UCACCGCAGCACCGUCCCCCUGUCGAUGACGGCACUCUCCAGUUCGAAUCGCCGCAGCAGACGGCGGGCGGCACCAACCGACUCUCGGAAGCGGUCUGCGAGCGGAUGAGACCGAUCGUGGCCAACAGGUGCCUCGGUCGUGCACAGCUGGAUGUCGCCGUAGCGCAUCCACAGGGCUGCAGCGACGGUGUGGCCAGGGCGGAAGCCGCUCACAAUCACACAACGAUAGUCCGUCGCAUUUGUAGCAUCAUUCAGAUCGCCCCGAUCCAAGCGCCCGUCGAUAGCGAUGCCCACAUCCUCUGUGAUGUCGUCAGUCCUCAGCAGACGGCCAUAGCGAGGGUCAUCACUGCCGAUGUCUAUACGGAGCGCCCUCCUCUCGCCCACCCCCUCUCCAUAGCACCACCAGGAGAGCAGCGCGUGUAGCAGGAAGGCCGAGAAGCAGGGGUAGAGCCUGGCGCCCCAGCGGAUGACAGGGUCGGUCCGCUUGUAGCCGUCAGCAUAGCGAUGGCCGCCCGGCAGCUCACCCAAUGGCACCACACGAAACAGACCCACACCGCCGAUGCGAUAGUGGCCGUUGUCGGCUUGCCGCAGCGCCAGGCUGGUCCCUCUGUAUAUGAGCUGCUGGCCGACGAUCUUGUAGAUGGCCAGUGCGAGUAAGAGCUGGUGGAAGGCCGUUGCUGUGGGCAAUGCGUCGGCCGACAGACGGAGGGGCCGCGUCGCAUUGAUAGGGGUCAGCCGUUAGAUGAAGGCCAGCCGAAGGAACCGCCCCAUCGCCCGCCACUCCUCGCCACUGCCCCACUCCAGCACAUAGACCACCUUCAAGCCGGCCUCCAUAUCACCGCCAAUGUCGAAGGCUAACACGUCCGCCAGGCCGAGACGACUGAGGGCCUUGUGGAUAUGCUGCUGGACGGCGUUGAGCAGGGUGCUGUUGACGGUCUCCGCAGUGUGGCCCAGCAGCUCCUGUUGCCGAGUGCGGGUGGCGAUCUGUGAGCGGAGAGCGGCUCGUUUGGCAUCGUCAGUCGCCAUGGCCAUGGCGGCCAUCUUGCUGAUGGGCAAUGACAGGUCAAAGAGGUCGGCGGGCUGGAAGAGGGCAGGGCUGGCGGGACGGGACGAGGAGUGGGCCGCACCAGUGGGCUGCAU
This is a messenger RNA of Vitrella brassicaformis, 1140 nucleotides long. The record is from the annotation of a GenBank genome assembly. Lineage: Eukaryota; Vitrellaceae.